UCUUUGCCUCCUCCGCUUCACUCUCUCAUUCUUUCUCUCUCUGCAAGACCCAGUCUGCGAAUGGCAACAGAAAUACCUAAUAUACAAUGCUCAGAGGAUUCAUAAAUUUGUGAAAUUAAAUUCAGCUGCUUUCUCUUGUUGGCUGUAAUGGGUGGUAAUGGAAAGCACAGAUGGAAAAUUUCCUUCCAUCAUCGCUCUUCCUCUACAUCCAAUUCCAAGCACAAACAUAAUCAACCUCAACCCCCAAAAGAAUUCAUUUGCCCCAUUUCUGGAACUUUGAUGUCUGACCCGGUUGUCGUUCCCUCUGGUCAAACUUUUGAGCGGGUCUCUGUUCAAGUUUGCCGUGAAUUGGGAAUCGUGCCCGCUUUGGAAGACGGAUCCCGACCCGAUUUCUCCGCCGUCUUCCCUAACCGAGCUAUUAAGUCAACCAUUGUCAGUUGGUGCGACAGUACUGGUACGGAGCAGCCGAAGCCACCUGAUUACGAGUUCGUUGCGAAUAUUGUCCGUACACAGAUGAAAUCCGAUCCAGAAAUUAGGGUUUCGGAGCGGGAGCUGUUGCAGGGAGUUGCAGAAAACCCGCCGGUGAUAUUCUCACAUGCGGCAACUGAGUUAGGUCACCGAGUCAAUCAUUUCUACUCGAGCUCUUCCGAGGAAUCUGUCAUCGUCGCGCCUAGUCCACUUACACCUCUGCCUCUCGCGACUCGCCCUGCGUGUUUCUCUUCCUCUUUAUCGUCCUCGUCUUCCUCUGAGACCACUGAAGCUGAAACCCUGACCCAAAAUCCUAGCUUUUCCUCGUCUUCCUCUUCUCCCGAGGAAGAAGAAAUCUACAGUAGGAUACGUAGCACGGACAUAUACGAUCAAGAACAAGCCGUGAUUUCACUGAGGAGGAUGACGAGAAACAAGGAGGAAGCUAGAAUUUCUCUCUGCACGCCUCGCUUACUCUUAGCCCUCCGACCUCUGAUUACGUCAAGGUACUGUGUGGUGCAGACAAACGCCAUAGCUUCACUGGUGAAUUUGUCGCUGGAGAAGCAAAAUAAGGUAACAAUUGUACGUUCUGGAUUCGUUCCUUUGUUGAUUGAUGCGUUGAAAGCUGGUUCUAGCGAGGCGCAGGAGCACGCAGCUGGUGCUCUCUUCAGUUUAGCUCUGGAAGACGAUAACAAGAUGGCGAUGGGGGUUAUGGGCGCGUUGCAGCCGUUACUUCACGCGCUCCGAUCCGACAGUGAGCCGACUCGGCAAGACUCGGGCCUGGCUCUGUACCACCUCUCAUUAAUCCAUGGCAAUAGAGUGAAGCUGGUGAAACUCGGAGCCGUGACGACUAUGCUGUCGAUGGUGAAAUCGGCCGAGUCAGCGAGUCGAGUGCUACUGAUUUUGUGCAACUUGGCGUCGUGCGAUGAGGGCAGGUCAGCAAUGCUGGAUGCGAACGCGGUGGCGAUACUGGUGGGAAAAUUGAGGGAGUGUGAGUCAGACUCGGAGGCAACUCGUGAGAGCUGCGUGGCGGCGUUAUUUGCCCUGAGUCACCGGAGCUUGAGGUUUAAAGGAUUGGCAAAAGAAGCGCGAGCCAUGGAGGUGCUGAAGGAAGUGGAGGAGAAAGGUAGCGAGAGAGCUAGAGAGAAAGCCAAGAGGAUCUUGCAGAUGAUGAAAGGAAGAGAGGAAGGAGACGACGAAGACGUCGGCCAUUGGACGUCUGUGCUGGACUCUGGAGGACUGAGUCGAACUCGGUGCCGAGUUGGUGUGAGAUCGAACGGUCCAAAUUCCACUAAUUUUUAGUUUUUACUUUUGUUUUUAACUUUUUUUUUUUCCUAUUUUGCCCUUUUCUUUUCUGCAUAGGAUAGAAUGUAAAUGUAGGGAGGAUUUUGAUUUCAGCUACCGAGUUGGACUCGGUGGUGGGUUGUGUAAAUUAAUUUAUUAGUGGGGAGGAAUGUCGAAAGACAAUAUUCUGA
This is a messenger RNA of Carica papaya (papaya), 1940 nucleotides long. Its product is annotated as U-box domain-containing protein 38-like. Lineage: Eukaryota; Viridiplantae; Streptophyta; Magnoliopsida; Brassicales; Caricaceae. Gene Ontology annotation, molecular function: protein binding; ubiquitin-protein transferase activity. Gene Ontology annotation, biological process: protein ubiquitination. The record is from RefSeq and is a predicted model, not a curated record.